AUGGCCAUCGAACCAAGCAAGACAAACAAAUUCGAUGAUCUCAAACCACCACUAACAUCAUGGGUCUCAGAUACCAUCAAAUCGUUAGGCUUCCAUCAGAUGACCCCUGUUCAAGCGCAUACCAUCCCUCUAUUCUUACAAAAUAAAGAUGUCGUCGUCCAGGCAGUGACUGGAUCGGGAAAGACUCUGGCAUUCCUGAUUCCUAUCAUCGAGAGGCUUGUUCAGUUGGAACAACGCCCCAAGUCCCAUGUCGCUGCAAUAAUCAUCAGCCCAACAAGGGAAUUGGCAAGUCAGACGUUCCAAGUCUUAAAUCAAUUUCUAGAUAACCGUCCCUCCACCUCCGAUCAACCCGACUCGUCGUCAACCCCUACUGCGCCAUUUCUCAAAGCAAUGUUACUGAUCGGGGGCACUGGGGGCCGCUCGAUCAAACACGAUAUGUCUGAAUUCCAAGAGAAUGGCGCCAAUAUCCUCGUGGCUACACCUGGAAGAUUAGAAGAAUUCUUGUUCGGUUAUAGUAGUCUCACCAAGCGCAAAACCAAUGAUCUCUCCGAAAUCAAACAGAAGGUGCCAUUGAAGACCCUUGUCAACCUGAAAAGUUUGGAAGUUUUAGUACUUGAUGAAGCUGAUAGGCUACUUGACUUGGGUUUUGCCCCUGUACUUUCUAAUAUUUUGGGCAAGUUACCGAAGCAGAGAAGGACGGGUCUAUUUUCAGCGACCUUGCUAAACGACGGCUUAACUGAACUGAUCAGAGCUGGUCUACGGAACCCAGUUAAGGUGGUUGUAAAAGUCCAAACAUCAAAUCAAAACCUUCGGGAAAACGAGGCUGGUCCCGCGACUCUAAGAAACGAGUAUAUUGCCGUCCCGAAAGUCGCUUGGAAGAUGCCCCAGUUGGUUCGGUUACUCAAUCACCUCGCCUACCCAGAACCAAAGCAAAAAGCCCCUGGGGCCAGAAAAUUAAUCGUUUAUUUUGCUACUUGUGCUUGUGUAGAAUAUUUCUACAAGAUUCUUUCGGUGCUCGAUGAAUUAAAAUCAUUUUCGGUUCAUUCACUGCAUGGUCAACAAAGCCCAACUCGAAGAUCGAUGACGUUCACAGCCUUCAAGAGCUCUAAUCCGUUGUCCCCGGCCGUGUUACUCUGUACGGAUCUGGCGGCUCGAGGCUUAGAUCUUCCAGAUGUCGAUGUUGUUAUUCAGUUCGAUCCUCCGAAAGAUGUCCGCAAUUUCUUCCAUCGGAUCGGUCGCACGGCAAGGGCAGGGAAAAGUGGACGAGCAAUCGUUUUCCUUCAAUCAAAUCGAGAACUGGACUAUGUUGAUUAUCUGAAGCUCAAGAAUUUACAGUUAACAUCCCUCCCUUACAUCCGAUCGGCUUCUAGAUCGAGUCGGGCUGAAAGUGAAGGAUCCGAAAUUACUACGGAUUCAACCGCCGAUAAAUUGAUCAGUAAAAUCAAAAACAUUAUCAAAACAGAUCGUGCCUUGCACGAUCGUGGCGUCAAAGCGUUUGUUUCAUAUGUCCAGUUCUAUUCGAAACACGAGGCCUCUUACAUAUUUAAGCUAGACCAGCUUGAUCUAUUGUCGCUUGCCUUUCACGGAUUCGGAUUGAUCAAAUUGCCGAAGAUGCCGGAAUUGAAGAAAUUUCGAAGUCAACUCGAGUUAGUUACCCCCGAUGGAUUCGAGGUGGGGCAAGACGAAUUCAACUGGGCCCAAUAUUCGUAUCUGGAUCCAAUGAAGGAAGCUCAACGACAGGAGAAACACAAACAAACAGUAGAGGCGCAAAAAAUGAUCAAAGAGUCCAACCAAACCAACAGCACGUCGACCGGAUCGACUACGACGAGCAAACAAUCUAGUCAAACGACUACCCCAAUUGACAAGAAAAUCUUAGAAUUGGAACAGAAAAAGUUGCCCGAAAAGGCGGCCUGGUCUAAGAAAAUUAACGCCAAGAUCUCGAAAGAGCAAAAACGGCUGAAACGAAUCAGGGAGAAGGAAGGAGGCGGAUUCAAGAGAAGUAAUGGGGACCCGACCUUGCCCGCUACUAAUCAAGAUGACCAAGAUAAUGACGAUGAUGAUGAUGAAGAGGAGGGAGAGACGGAUUGGAAGGAACUGGUGAUGGAGAAGAAAACUCUCAAAAAAAUUAAGCUGGAAACCGAUCAACAGAAAUUGCUCGAGGGUGAUCCAAAUCAACCGGCUGUUAUUCCCUCUGCUGGAUUUGAUAAAAAUCUAGGAGAAUUUUUCCUUGGCUUGGCAUGA
Puccinia triticina is the source of this 2241-nucleotide messenger RNA. RefSeq lists its product as uncharacterized. The record is from RefSeq and is a predicted model, not a curated record. NCBI's taxonomy places the organism in Eukaryota, Fungi, Basidiomycota, Pucciniomycetes, Pucciniales, Pucciniaceae. Gene Ontology annotation, cellular component: nucleolus. Bases 1 to 2241 code for a protein of 746 amino acids. The transcript has 9 exons. Gene Ontology annotation, molecular function: ATP binding; nucleic acid binding.